Messenger RNA from Dendronephthya gigantea, 2640 nucleotides. Its product is annotated as transitional endoplasmic reticulum ATPase. The record is from RefSeq and is a predicted model, not a curated record. Gene Ontology annotation, cellular component: VCP-NPL4-UFD1 AAA ATPase complex; cytosol; nucleus. Bases 108 to 2537 code for a protein of 809 amino acids. Gene Ontology annotation, molecular function: polyubiquitin modification-dependent protein binding; ATP hydrolysis activity; ATP binding. Lineage: Eukaryota; Metazoa; Cnidaria; Anthozoa; Malacalcyonacea; Nephtheidae. The transcript has 26 exons. Gene Ontology annotation, biological process: autophagosome maturation; mitotic spindle disassembly; retrograde protein transport, ER to cytosol.
UGUUAGUCAGCAGAUAUUAUAGUGAAAGUUCACAAUUGAGAAAAAGGAAAAGAUUGUUGUAAAUUUAAACUUUUUUCGCUUCAAAUUGCUCACUAUCAUAUAGAAUAAUGGCAUCACAAACACCGCAAGAGAAACAAGAGGAAUUAGCCACCGCUAUUUUAAAACAGAAAGCUAAACCUAACAGAUUAAUCGUUGAUGAAGCUGUGAAUGAUGAUAACUCAGUUGUAACCCUAUCCCAGGCAAAAAUGGACGAGCUGCAAUUAUUCCGGGGAGAUACUGUCCUUGUGAAAGGAAAGAAACGUCAGGAUACUGUUUGUAUUGUAUUAAGUGAUGACACAUGCCCUGAUGAAAAAGUAAGGAUGAACCGUGUCAUUAGAAGAAACUUAAGAGUUCGACUUGGAGAUAUUAUAAACCUUCAAGCUUGUCCUGAUGUAAAAUAUGGCAAGAGAAUUCAUGUUCUCCCAGUUGAUGAUACUGUUGAAGGCCUCACAGGAAAUUUGUUUGAUGUCUACUUGAAGCCAUAUUUCUUGGAAGCUUAUCGACCUAUAAGAAAAGGUGACAUGUUCUUGGUUCGGGGUGGUAUGCGUGCUGUGGAAUUCAAAGUGAUUGAAACUGAUCCAUCGCCAUACUGUAUUGUUGCUCCUGAUACAGUUAUCCAUUGUGAGGGUGAACCAAUCAAGCGCGAGGAUGAAGAGGAAUCAUUGAAUGAGGUUGGUUAUGAUGAUGUUGGUGGCUGUAGAAAGCAACUGGCUCAAAUCAAAGAGAUGGUUGAAUUGCCAUUGAGACAUCCACAACUUUUCAGAGCAAUUGGGGUCAAACCUCCACGUGGAAUUUUGUUGUAUGGACCUCCUGGGACAGGCAAGACAUUAUUGGCAAGGGCUGUUGCUAAUGAAACUGGUGCUUUCUUCUUCCUAAUCAAUGGUCCAGAAAUAAUGAGUAAACUUGCUGGAGAAUCAGAGAGCAACUUAAGAAAAGCGUUUGAAGAAGCUGAGAAGAAUUCACCUGCAAUCAUAUUUAUUGAUGAAAUUGAUGCCAUUGCACCGAAGCGUGAGAAGACCCAUGGCGAAGUUGAACGGCGUAUUGUGUCUCAAUUAUUGACACUUAUGGAUGGUUUAAAACAACGUUCCCAUGUAAUUGUCAUGGCUGCUACAAACAGACCAAAUAGCGUUGAUACUGCCUUGAGGAGAUUUGGUCGAUUUGAUCGCGAGGUUGAUAUUGGAAUUCCAGACGCAACUGGAAGACUGGAGAUUUUAAGAAUUCACACAAAAAACAUGAAGUUAGCAGAAGAUGUCGAUCUGGAACAAAUUGCAGCCGAGAGUCAUGGCUACGUUGGUGCUGAUGUUGCAUCAUUGUGCAGUGAAGCUGCUUUACAGCAGAUUCGUGAGAAAAUGGAUCUUAUUGAUUUGGAAGACGAAACAAUUGACGCAGAGGUUCUUGAUUCACUUGCAGUCAACAUGGAUGACUUCAGAUACGCAAUGGGCGCCUCUAAUCCGUCUGCUCUUCGUGAGACAGUGGUGGAAGUUCCAACAGUCACCUGGGAUGAUAUCGGUGGUUUGGAAAGCGUUAAAAAAGAAUUGCAAGAGUUGGUUCAAUAUCCAGUAGAACAUCCCGAGAAGUUCCUGAAGUUUGGCAUGACACCUUCCAAAGGUGUUUUGUUUUAUGGGCCACCAGGUUGUGGUAAGACGCUGUUGGCCAAGGCCAUUGCUAAUGAAUGCCAAGCGAAUUUCAUCUCAAUCAAAGGACCAGAAUUAUUGACAAUGUGGUUUGGUGAAUCUGAGGCGAAUGUUCGAGAUGUCUUUGAUAAGGCUCGAAGUGCUGCGCCAUGUGUUCUGUUCUUUGAUGAACUGGAUUCAAUUGCUAAACACAGAGGAGGGAACGUUGGUGAUGGUGGCGGCGCAGCUGACCGGGUCAUUAAUCAGGUUCUUACUGAAAUGGAUGGAAUGAAUGCAAAGAAAAAUGUUUUCAUCAUUGGAGCAACAAACAGGCCAGACAUUAUCGAUGGAGCCAUAUUACGUCCUGGACGUUUAGAUCAGUUGAUUUAUAUUCCAUUACCUGAUGAACCUUCUCGAGUCUCAAUUCUAAAAGCUUGUUUAAGGAAAUCACCAGUUGCUAAGAAUGUCGAUAUGAGUUAUAUUGCUAAAGUUACACGUGGUUUUAGCGGCGCUGAUUUGACUGAGAUCUGUCAAAGGGCGUGUAAGCUUGCUAUCCGUGAGUCGAUCAUGAUGGACAUUGAACGGGAGAAAAAGCGAAGUGAAAACGCAGAUGGGAUGGAUGUCGAAGACGACGAAGAUGUUGAUGCAGUGCCAGACAUACGUCGAGAUCAUUUUGAAGAAGCGAUGAAGUUUGCUCGUCGUUCGGUCACUGAUAAUGAUAUCCGUAAAUAUGAGAUGUUCGCACAGACCUUACAACAAAGCCGGGGCCUCGGAGGAUCAAACUUCAGGUUUCCAAGUACAGUGGACAGCGGUUCAACAAAUGAGCCUGCAGGAGGUGCAGGUGGAAAUCAAUAUGAUGAUGGUGAUGAUGAUUUGUAUAGCUAAAUUAUUAUUCUGUUAUAAAUCAUACAUAGAAAUAUGAUUCUUUUUCUGUAUUCAUUUAAAUUCGGUUAAACAUAGUUGAAUAUUAAAAUAUUUUCUCUUCGGA